This is a messenger RNA of Cotesia glomerata, 1010 nucleotides long. RefSeq names its product ras-related protein rab7 (gene Rab7). Gene Ontology annotation, biological process: phagosome-lysosome fusion; endosome to lysosome transport. Gene Ontology annotation, molecular function: GTP binding; GTPase activity. The transcript is spliced from 5 exons. Gene Ontology annotation, cellular component: lysosome; phagocytic vesicle; late endosome. Lineage: Eukaryota; Metazoa; Arthropoda; Insecta; Hymenoptera; Braconidae. The coding region runs from base 170 to 793 and encodes 207 amino acids. The record is from RefSeq and is a predicted model, not a curated record.
CACUUAUACACACAUAUACAAAACAGGUGACGACUAGUGUCAUUCUCUGGUAGUAAUUUCAUAAUACGCCAUUUUCUUUGUGUGCACUCAGUGAUCUUUCCACGAAAUAAAAAGGUGCAUUACAAUCGUACUAUCAACAAACAAUUAAGAAAAACAAAAAAACCCGAUAAUGGCAUCCCGCAAGAAAGUACUACUGAAAGUAAUUAUCCUCGGGGAUUCCGGAGUCGGAAAAACCUCCCUAAUGAACCAGUACGUCAACAAAAAAUUUAGCAACCAGUAUAAAGCAACUAUUGGAGCUGAUUUUUUGACUAAAGAAGUAAUGGUCGAUGAUAGGAUAGUUACUAUGCAGAUUUGGGAUACAGCAGGACAAGAAAGAUUCCAAUCACUGGGAGUUGCAUUUUAUCGAGGCGCUGAUUGUUGCGUGCUAGUAUUUGACGUCGCAGCCCCAACCUCCUUCAAAUCAUUAGACUCAUGGCGAGACGAAUUUUUAAUCCAAGCUUCACCCCGAGACCCCGAUAAUUUUCCAUUUGUCGUGCUGGGCAACAAAGUCGAUCUUGAGAACAGAGCUGUCUCCAGCAAGAGAGCACACCAGUGGUGUCAAUCAAAAAAUAAUAUCCCGUAUUUUGAAACGAGCGCUAAAGAGGCUAUUAAUGUCGAACAAGCUUUCCAGACGAUAGCUAAAAAUGCUUUGGCUCAAGAGAGCGAGGUGGAACUGUAUAACGAAUUCCCAGAUCAAAUAAAACUCACCAACGAUCAAAGGAGUAAUGGCAAGGGUGAUUCAUGUGCCUGCUAGAAUAUCAGGAGAUAAGAAUAACGAAAAUAAUUAUUUGGUCAAUCGUAAACACAAGAAAAAAAUAAAAUAAACACAAAAAAAAAUGAAUGAAUAAAUAAAUAAGAAUUAAUACAAUGCAGGUCAGAUUGUACGUGUGUGCUCUCUGUGUGUUUAAGUGUGAGAACCAUCGCAGCGAGACGUUGGUGAAAUUAAUAAGCAGAAUAAUCGGUAAUUGAAA